UCCUUCACUAGGUACCGUCUCAUCGGAGGCCCACGAUGUUGGUCAAGACGCUAAGCUGAGGGUGGGAAGUGAGCGAGUACAAAGCCCGACGCACAUCUUACAGCCACGCUUUCCCCAAGACCUUCCAAGCUUCGCCUGAUCGUCCACAGCUACAUGCAAUUUCCAAUUUCUCGACUCAAGUCGGAAUCCAGAUCAACAUGGCUGAACACAACACAGCUGUCGAGCCCAACAUGACCGAGAAGCAUGAGAAGCGCGAACAGCCUAGCGACAGUGGCAGCCGGACGCCGUCGUCGGAUCACAGCAGCCGCGCCGUCGACCAGAAAUCAAAGUCGCCUGGAGGCUUGAUGGGAUUCUUUGCCAAGAUGGGCGAUCUGCCAGAGUGGGGGUUCCGCGGGAAACCUCUUGAGGGCAAGCUGCUCAACUGGAGUAUCGGAUUCAUCGCGUCUUGCGGUUUCUUGAUGUUUGGUUAUGAUCAAGGUGUCCUUAGCUCGCUUCUGACUCUCGACGACUUUCAGAGGAGUAUCACCUUGAUGACGCCCCUGGACCAGUCAAACGCCCUGUGCUGGCUCGACUACCCCGAAAAUACCCAGCGAGACUACAGUCAGUGCACCGGUGAUCCAAACACGCAGGCCGCAGCCGUUGCUGUUUAUCAGAUUGGUUGCUUCCUAGGAGCUUUCCUGAUUCUCUUCUAUGGAGAGACCUGGGGGCGCAAGUCGUCCACGUUCUGGGGUAGCGCCAUCAUGAUUUUUGGAACGAUUUUGCAGGCUGGAGCCCACGAAUACGGAUUAUUCUCCGCUGGCAGGAUUAUUGGCGGUGUUGGAAAUGGAAUGGUCACAUCAACUAUUCCAACGUGGCAAUCGGAAUGCGCGCGGCCGCAUCAGCGCGGGUUCCUCAUUACCCUCUCUGGCGCUCUCAUCUCUGGUGGUAUCAUGAUUGCAUACUGGGUGGAUUACGGAUUCUACUUCCUCGAAGGUACCAUCCGCUGGCGGUUCCCCGUAGCUUUCCAAUCAUUCUUCACCAUCAUCGUCAUGAUUGGACUCCUUUACCUUCCAGACUCGCCCCGUUGGCUAGCCAUGAAGGGCCGUAUGGAAGAAGCUCGUAAAGUGACGUCUCGUCUUCUUGGUAAACCCAUUGAUGACGAGGAAGUCACUCUCGAAGUCAAAGCCAUUCAGGAUGCCCUCGAGGUUCAGAGCCAAGGCGGAGGUUUCCAGUACAAAGAGCUCCUGACAAACGGCCCUUCGCAAAACUUGAGGAGGACUCUGCUCGGCAUUGCCGCACAAUUCUUCCAGCAGAUCUGCGGUAUCAAUCUGAUUACCUACUACGCUGGCUUUUUGUUCGAGAAUUCUCUUGGCUUUGGUCCCGAACUUUCUCGGCUUCUCGCCGCUCUCAACGGCACCGAGUAUUUCCUAGCUUCACUGGUUGCUUUACCACUAAUUGAGAGAACCGGUCGACGCAAGCUGAUGCUUUUCGGCGCAUUCGGCAUGAUGGCAUCAAUGGCGAUCCUGGCCGGCACUGUCUCAACGGGCACAGUUGCAGACAACGGGGCCCCCAAUCUCGAGACUCGCUAUGGUGUCACCGCAACAGUCUUCCUCUUUGUCUUUAACUCAUUCUUCGCUAUCGGCUGGCUUGGAAUGACUUGGCUCUACCCUGCCGAGAUCACCAACCUCCGAAUCCGCAUCCAAGCCAACGCCCUAUCCACCUGCUCCAAUUGGCUUUCCAAUUUCCUGAUUGUCAUGAUCACGCCCCCUGCUUUUGCAAACUUGGGCUAUCAGACAUAUGUGAUGUUUGCGGUCUUCAACGCCGCCAUCAUCCCCUGCGUGUACUUCUUCUUCCCUGAACCCAAGGGACGGAGCUUGGAGGAGCUUGAUGUUAUCUUCGCCAGCGCGCACGCCGACAAAGUUAACCCCGUCAAACGCGCCAGAGAGAUGCGUCACGUUGAGGGGAGAGAGCUUGAGAACGAGCUGGAAAAGUACUUUGGCUCAAGUGAGAUGGUAGAGGACGCUCGUCCUAUGAUGCACUAAGAUUAGCCAGAGUCAUUGUACAGAGGCUCUUGGGAGCAUUAUGUCUCACUUCCACUAUUCACACCCGAGAUACUACUUUGCUAAUCAUAUUCCAUGAAUCACUUCCAUAUAUCGUGGAG
This is a messenger RNA of Colletotrichum acutatum, 2140 nucleotides long. RefSeq lists its product as uncharacterized. Gene Ontology annotation, biological process: transmembrane transport; carbohydrate transport. The transcript is spliced from 6 exons. Gene Ontology annotation, molecular function: carbohydrate:proton symporter activity. Bases 198 to 2021 code for a protein of 607 amino acids. Gene Ontology annotation, cellular component: membrane. The record is from RefSeq and is a predicted model, not a curated record. NCBI's taxonomy places the organism in Eukaryota, Fungi, Ascomycota, Sordariomycetes, Glomerellales, Glomerellaceae.